AUGCUUCGAAUUCAUUAUAGGGUGCAUACGAAAGAGAAACCCUACGUAUGUAAGAUUUGUCUGAAAACAUUCACUCAAAGAGGUUCUCUAAAAAUACACAUGAGGCAUCAUUCAGGCGAACGACCUUAUGGUUGCGUCAGAUGUUCUAGAAAAUUUAUCAGUAAAACUUUGUUGGACAAUCAUUCGUGUCCAGUAUCCAACUAAUGGCGAAGAAAAGACUACAUUGGGAUUAAAUUCAAGGAAUUGUACAGAAUGCAAAAUAUGCUUUAACUCAAAAUAUCAAUUACUUAAACAUAAAAAACAAGUUCAUAGUAACGAGGUGUUUUCCUGUGAGAUAUGUCUAAAGACUUUCGCAACAAUGUUUGUUUUAAAGAGACACAAACAAAGAAUCCAUUAUUCGGAUCGACCUUAUUUUUGCGAUUUUUGCGACAAAAGAUUUCCAUCGGUGCAAAGAAAAACUGCACACGAAAGGACGAAUCAUUUGAAAGCGAAAUUAGUAGGUAUAUGCAAUUGUUGCAACAAAAGCUUUUUCAGCAAAGUUUCCUUAGAACGACACCUGCAGCUUUCGGCUGAAUCGAGGAAUUCUAAAAACGAAAAAUAUAAUAAGACAAAGACAGAUUUGAAAGAAUAUCCUUGUGAAAUCUGCGGAAACGUGUUAUCGACUAUUCAGUCGUAUAAAAGACAUAAGCAGAGACACGGCACAUCUAAAGUAUCAGUGGUAUGUAACGUUUGUGGAAAAACGAUUGUUAGAGACAAUAUCACGAUCCACAUGCGACGUCAUACGGGAGAAAAGCCUUUUAAAUGUGACCGCUGCCCGAUGGCUUUUGUAAGAAGUUCUUUACUAGCCGAGCAUAAACGGGUGCAUUCCAACGAAUCCCCUUAUCAGUGUUUAUAUUGUCAGAAAAGGUUUACAGUAAAGAGUGCAUUAAAUAAACAUAUUAUUUACCAUGAGGGAAUCAAAUCGCAUCAGUGUCAGGUUUGCUUGAAACGUUUUUAUCAAAAGUAUGAAGUUAAGAGGCAUAAAUGCACUGGCCCAUCUAACCAAAUUUAACUAUCUACUUAUACAGAUAUAGAAGGAAUGCGCAUAUUUUAAUUAUUGAAAUUUAAACCGCGUGGCAGAGCUGCAAACUCACGAAAAACUUAAGUCGUUUUUCGAAAGCUGACUUAAAAUUCAAGAAAUUUUCAAAAUGAUUUGUGAUUUAAAUUUUUAUUCGGAAAUAGGAAAAGAAUUAAGUCAUUAAAGAAAGGUUUGAAUCUUUUAAAAUAUUUAAUUCUAAUAAUUAAAAUCCUCCAGCCCUUAGCUUAUGUUAUAGUGAUCAAAACAUGUUACCACUUUUUAAUGGACAUAUAUUCAAUGACAUCUAAACUGUAAUGGGAUAUGUCGCAGGCAAGGGUGGAUGGGGAAGUGGAAACCGGCCCGGAAAAAACAGGCAACCGGCCCAAAUCCACAAAAACAAAAUGACCAUAACGAAGAAACAUAUUUUAUUUAUUAAUAUUUAAAUAAGGGUGCUUUUUGCUCGUGCGAAAAACACUUUUGCCUCCGGAUUUUAAAGAAAGACAUUAAUUGUCUUGAUCAAAAUUUUCGUAAAGACCAAUAUUGGGUCGGACAUCUCAAUU
This is a messenger RNA of Sitophilus oryzae (rice weevil), 1617 nucleotides long. Its product is annotated as zinc finger protein 93-like. Lineage: Eukaryota; Metazoa; Arthropoda; Insecta; Coleoptera; Curculionidae. The transcript has 2 exons. Gene Ontology annotation, cellular component: nucleus. Gene Ontology annotation, biological process: regulation of transcription by RNA polymerase II. The record is from RefSeq and is a predicted model, not a curated record. Gene Ontology annotation, molecular function: RNA polymerase II cis-regulatory region sequence-specific DNA binding; DNA-binding transcription factor activity, RNA polymerase II-specific. Bases 128 to 1051 code for a protein of 307 amino acids.